This is a messenger RNA of Leptidea sinapis, 5858 nucleotides long. It is a transcript of the gene arm, whose product is annotated as armadillo segment polarity protein. Gene Ontology annotation, biological process: cell adhesion; positive regulation of transcription by RNA polymerase II. The transcript has 15 exons. Gene Ontology annotation, cellular component: adherens junction; catenin complex. Lineage: Eukaryota; Metazoa; Arthropoda; Insecta; Lepidoptera; Pieridae. Gene Ontology annotation, molecular function: protein phosphatase binding; cadherin binding; alpha-catenin binding. The coding region runs from base 158 to 2536 and encodes 792 amino acids. The record is from RefSeq and is a predicted model, not a curated record.
GACGACUUCUGUCGCCAUAUUGUCAUGUUUGUGAAUGUGAAAUUGUGAAGGUGUUUUUGUGAGGUGUUUGCUCUAAUAAUCGAAAAUUAAUAUUUAGGGAUUUGUUGCGGCUUAUCCCUAUAUAAGGCGCAGGGUGCAUCGCCGCAUCUUUUGAAACAUGAGCUAUCAGAUACCAACUUCACAAAGCCGUACAAUGUCACACAGUAAUUAUGGAGGUUCGGAUGUUCCAAUGGCCCCUAGCAAAGAGCAGCAGACUCUUAUGUGGCAGCAGAAUUCCUACUUGGUGGAUUCUGGUAUCAACUCUGGUGCUGCAACUCAGGUGCCAUCACUUACUGGGAAGGAAGAUGAUGAGAUGGAGGGAGAUCAGCUUAUGUUCGAUCUAGAUCAGGGAUUUGCACAAGGGUUCACACAAGAGCAAGUUGAUGAUAUGAACCAGCAGUUGUCUCAGACACGGUCUCAGCGUGUCCGUGCGGCAAUGUUUCCAGAAACAUUGGAAGAAGGCAUUGAGAUUCCAUCUACUCAACUUGAUCCUGCUCAGCCAACAGCUGUGCAGCGCUUGUCUGAGCCCUCCCAGAUGCUCAAACAUGCUGUUGUCAAUCUAAUCAACUACCAAGACGAUGCAGAUCUGGCAACCAGGGCCAUACCAGAGUUGAUCAAACUCCUAAAUGAUGAAGAUCAAGUUGUGGUCUCCCAAGCUGCCAUGAUGGUACACCAACUGUCCAAGAAGGAAGCAUCUCGACAUGCCAUAAUGAACUCGCCACAAAUGGUUGCUGCUUUAGUUCGUGCUAUCUCUAAUAGCAACGAUCUUGAGACAACAAAAGGAGCUGUCGGGACUUUGCACAACUUAUCUCACCAUCGUCAGGGCUUACUCGCCAUCUUCAAGAGUGGGGGAAUACCAGCCUUGGUGAAACUCCUCAGCUCUCCUGUAGAAGCUGUGUUAUUCUAUGCUAUAACAACCCUGCACAAUUUGCUGUUGCAUCAAGAUGGCUCCAAAAUGGCUGUUCGUUUAGCUGGAGGGUUACAGAAGAUGGUCGCAUUGCUACAGCGCAAUAACGUGAAAUUUUUGGCAAUUGUUACUGAUUGCCUUCAAAUUCUGGCCUACGGCAAUCAAGAAUCAAAGUUGAUAAUCCUGGCUUCCCAAGGGCCGAUUGAACUGGUACGGAUUAUGCGCUCCUACGAUUAUGAAAAGUUGUUGUGGACAACAUCCAGAGUACUGAAGGUGUUAUCUGUGUGCUCCAGCAAUAAACCAGCUAUUGUUGAGGCCGGUGGUAUGCAGGCCCUUGCCAUGCAUCUUGGCAACCCAAGUGGGCGAUUGGUGCAGAACUGUCUUUGGACUUUAAGAAACCUGUCUGAUGCUGCUACAAAGCAGGUGGAUGGGCUGGAUGCCUUGCUGCAGAGCCUUGUCCAAGUGCUCGCUUCAACAGAUGUCAAUAUAGUGACCUGCGCUGCUGGCAUCCUAUCCAAUUUGACUUGUAACAAUCAACGGAAUAAGGUGACCGUAUGCCAGGCGGGCGGCGUGGACGCCCUGGUCCGCACCGUGGUGUCGGCCGGCGACCGCGAGGAGAUCACGGAGCCGGCCGUGUGCGCGCUGCGCCACCUCACGUCGCGCCACGUGGACAGCGAGCUGGCACAGAACGCGGUGCGCCUGCACUAUGGGCUGCCGGUCGUGGUGAAGUUGCUGCAGCCGCCGUCCCGCUGGCCGCUGGUGAAGGCCGUGGUGGGGCUGGUGCGGAACCUGGCGCUGAGCCCGGCCAACCACGCGCCGCUGAGGGACCACGGCGCCGUGCACCACCUCGUGCGCCUACUGCUGCGGGCCUUCAACGACACGCAGCGGCAACGGUCGUCGGCGGGCGGCGGCGGGGCCCCGGGUGCGUACGCAGACGGCGUGCGGAUGGAGGAGAUCGUGGAGGGGGCCGUGGGCGCGCUACACAUACUGGCGCGGGAGGGACUCAACAGGGCGCUCAUCAGGCAGCAGAACGUGGUGCCCAUAUUCGUGCAGCUGCUGUUCAAUGAGAUUGAGAACAUACAGCGUGUGGCUGCGGGCGUUCUCUGCGAGCUGGCUGCUGACAAGGAAGGAGCAGAGAUGAUAGAGGCCGAGGGAGCCACCGCCCCGCUCACGGAACUGUUACACUCCAGGAAUGAAGCAGGUGUAGCAACGUACGCGGCGGCCGUACUGUUCCGCAUGUCCGAGGACAAGCCCCACGACUACAAGAAGAGACUCUCCAUGGAGCUGACCAACUCGCUGUUCCGCGACGACCACCAGAUGUGGCCCAACGAUCUCACCAUGCAGCCCGAUCUGCAGGAUAUGCUGGGGCCCGAACAAGGGUACGAGGGGUUGUAUGGGACUAGACCUUCAUUCCAUCAACAAGGCUACGAUCAAAUACCGAUAGACUCAAUGCAGGGCUUGGAAAUUGGCAGCGGCUUCGGAAUGGACAUGGAUAUCGGGGACGGAGACGGAGCGAGGCCGGGCGCGGGUUUCCCCGAGCCGCCGCAUGACAACAACAACGUGGCGGCCUGGUACGACACCGACCUGUAGGACGGGCUGGCAUUGGAAUGUUGGUGUUCAAUACAAACAUUCUCCGAAACUACAGAAUCAAUGUGAAAAUUAUGUCACUGUUGGGAAGCUACACUAUCCCCGAGUGACAUAGGCUAUAUUAUAUUUUCAAAAAGCUCCGGAUCCUCAUUGAAACUCCAAUUGUGUAACCCAAGGUGUAAAAAUGACCUUUAAUAUAAUCUACAUCGCGUGCGCUGCGAAAACUAUUGAAUAAAUGAAUGUCUUACGAUUUUGCAGAACACAUCAUUAUCUACAAAAAGUGUCGGCACAACAUGUGUUAGAAGUGUACUUUUAUUUUAAAAAUUUAAUUGAAAUGUUGCGUGCGUGUACGUUCGUACGUACGUACUCAGUCCUGUGGCUCCGCGCCCGACGUCACGGGGGAUCAUCUUUUAUAAACUUAAACCCCGUGUAAGAAUGGUCCAUUGAAUUGGAUAAUGUACUUACUUAUAAUAACAAAAUACAUUAUAAUUUAACUAUUAAGUGCUCACAGGAAGUGUUAACAGGUGUAUUUUAAAAAUCUACUCAAACAUGUUGUACUAAGGCUGAAAUUCCAGUGUUGCAAAGAGUGUUAAAGCAGUAUUACGGUCCAAUUAAAAGAAACUGGCCUUUUAAUAUGUAGUGUUCGUGUCCUGAAUAUGUCCGUAGUGAAGAUGUUAUAAAAUGUGCAGCUAAAUUUCGUUGGCCCGACUUGUUUCCUCAAAACUUAUAAUGGGAUAUAAUGCACACGUGUGUCUUAUAGUCACAAAUAUUUAUGAAGUAUUAAAUGUGACUAAAGCUUAUAAGUCGUGUAUAACGUUCAAAAUUUCCGGCAACUGUUUUAAAAUAACCGGUGUGACGUCAUCUGUUCACAAUUACAGCUUCGUAAUAAUUAGUUCUGUCGUUUUUGAUGUUUGUGAACAAAUGACGUAACAGUGUGCAUGACACGUGACUCGAGACUGAUUUAUUUUAGAUUUUAUUAAUCAAAUAUCAAUAAACUGUCUUCAAAAGAGAAUAUUUUAUUUUUAGUAUUUUUUGCAUAGAAACCACCUUACCUAAACAUAAUCUUUUAUGAACAGUCUACAUCCCUAUUGUAAUGUGGGUCUAUCAAUAUACAUAUAUACACUAUAGGGAUAAUACAAUAUCUAUUUUAUUUAGAGGAAACAAGUAAGCUAACACUGUCCUGAAUCGAAAUAUUAUUAAGUGCCAAUUUAUUGAGUUUAAGUUUUGUAUUUCAAUGAAUGAGUGAGAUUCUGUGCGGCUUCUAGUAUCUUAGGAUUUCCGUUUUUUAAAGUGUAUUUUUUAUUUUGUAUUUGCUAUUUGUUUAUUAUACAAUCCGAUCAAAUCAUUGAAGAGUUAAUUUACUAUAUAUCUGUUUGAUAUACUCUACACCGCCAUAGCUCUGUGAUAUCCUCUAUUGAAGCUUUCAUUCAAAUUGAAUAUUGUAUAGCUUAUUAAGACGUUGUCAAGUAUAAAGUACAAGUGGUUAGUGAAAUACACCUCAUACGGUCAUAACUAUUAAGUGACCAGUGGAACUCGUAAUGUGAAUAGAAUCAAGCUCAUUAGAACCACUCAACAGUCGUAAUAUAUCUGUACAACUUCAUUUGAAUACAUACCGCCAGUUAAGAGAAGAGGGUGCUGGGUUGAUCUAAUGAACAUAUUCGCGUAUUCUAAAAUUUGUGGCGGCUAAGGCUAGGGUUACUAUGGAUGCGAGUUCUGACGAAAAUUUGUUCUGACGAGUUCUGACGGAUUCGUCAGAAGAAACAAACGCCUGGUAUCCAAUGACAGUGUUUACACUGGCAACGACGAACGCGUCAGAACAUGCACGACGUCGUCAGAACCGCUCGAGCGUUGCCAGUGUAAACACUGUCAUUGGAUACCAGACGUUUGUUUCUUCUGACGAAUCCGUCAGAACUCGCAUCCAUAGUAACUCUAGCCUAACCUUUAGGAGCGCACGAUUUGGCCCCCUUUAAUAGCUUUUGUUUGAGUAAUAGUAGGUGAUAAAAAUAUUGAAUUCAUCUCUACUUGCUACUUGACAAAGUUUGAGUUAUCGUUUAGCGUCAAUUCCUUUGCGUAUUCUGGUGCUAAUCCGUGUACAACAUUGCCCUGCGUUGAUUAUAUCGGUUUUAUACGCGGACGUAUAAAAUGCGUAUAAUCGGAGAAUAGGGUAACUAGUGCUAAGUUAUUUGUAGGCUUUAAUAUUAUUUUAUAUUUUUUUUUUAAUUUAAGCGAUACAUUUACGUACGUAGUGAUGUUGUUUUUCAUCGGCUGAAUUAUGUUCUUUAUUUAAUUAUUAUAAGACUGUUUGACCGUGUAAGGCGUAUUUAACGAAUGACUGCCAUUUUUAAUUUGUUUAUCGUGUCCGGGUUACAAACGGUAACGUAUCUUAAAUAGGUUAUCCUUUGUGAUUACAUAUCAAGGUGUCGGUAAAAGAGCGUCAAUAACAGGCUACAAAAUUUGUUCUCAAUAUACUUUUAAUAAUUACGUAUUUAUAACUCGACGCUAAAUAAUGUAAGUCUUAUGUCAAAUCUGCUCUUGGAAUAUUCUAGCGUUUAGAAUACAUUUAGAGCGUGUGCAUAGCGUAGCGGUAAAUAGUAUAAAUGAAUAGUAAUUAUUAUAAAAUAACACAAGGUAACGUAGUAGUUUAAUAUAAACAUCUGUAACUAGAUUAGUACCUUUCUAUAAUAACUUGACCUCGUUUUCAUAGGACAAAAAUAUACAUGAAUCCGGUUUGUUAAGACUAACCAAUUACAUAAAUUUACAAUUGAAAAUGCUCGGGCAAAUGAAAUGCUAUUCAUGGCAAUGAUUCUUUGUUCAAGGUUACAAAAAAGGUACUGAUUAUAUGUUUUUGUAGUUGCCAAAGUAAAUUGUUAAUGGAUUGUAUAGUUACGGUCGCAUAAUCAGUAAAGGUAAUAAAAACAAAUGCCAGCAAUGAAGAGUGGGUGAGUGAGACAGAGCGAUAAUAACUAAAGUGCGAAAGAGACAGACAGCUUGGGGCACUGAUCGUAGAAAUUCUUUCUCCGCGACCUAACUAAUAGAGCAAAUGUACUGUAAUAAAAAAACAUCAUCCCAUAAUUAAUGAUAUGUUAAUCGGAUAAUUAGGAAAUGCACUAACUAUAAAUGCACAAUUUAGAACUAGUAUAAUGUAAUCGCCUAAUAGUAAGAUUUAGUUUACGCAUUUAUACCUCUAGGGUCCUCAUAAUAUAUAAUUUUUAUAUUCUAAUUGUUGACUUCGGCAAUAUUUUAUACAUUUAUAUAAUGAUAUUGCUGAAGUUUAAGAUUUUGUGUCCAUUUAUGUUUGGAUAUUCAAUAAAAAAAUAAAACUAAA